CUUCACGUUUUAAUGAUCUUCUGGUCAUUUGUGGCCGGUGUCGUCACCUUCUACUGUUCGUUGGGACCGGACUCCCUCUUGCCCAAUAUUCUUUUUACAAUAAAAUAUAAACCCAAGCAAUUAGAAUUGCCGGAGCUAUUUCCCCAUGGUCACAGUUGUGCUGUAUGUGGCAAGGUCAAAUGCAAGCGGCACAGACCUACUUUGCUUCUGGAAAAUUAUCAGCCAUGGCUGGAUCUGAAAGUGCCUUCCAAGGUUGAUGCAUCACUCUCAGAGGUGCUUGAGUUGGUGCUGGAAAACUUUAUUUAUCCAUGGUACAGAAACAUUACUGAUGAUGAAUCCUCAGUGGAUGAACUGAGAGGCACACUGCGGUUUUUUGCGUCUGUAUUAGUUCGGAGAAUUCACAAGGUGGAUAUUCCAACUGUUGUAACAAAGAAAAUGCUCAAGGCAGCAAUGAAACACAUCGAAGUGAUAGCCAAGGCCAGACAGAAAGUAAAAAAUGCAGAAUUUUUACAGCAAGCUGCUUUAGAAGAAUAUGGACCAGAACUCCAUGUUGCUUUGAGAAGCCGAAGAGAUGAACUUCACUACUUAAGAAAACUUACCGAACUUCUUUUUCCUUAUAUUUUGCCCCCAAAGUCAACAGAGUGCAGAUCCCUGGCUCUUCUGAUAAGAGAGAUUCUGCCUGGUUCUGUUUUCCUUCCCUCAAUGGAUUUCUUAGCUGAUCCUGACACUGUCAACCAUUUGCUGCUGAUCUUCAUUGAUGAUAGUCCACCUGAGAAAGCAACUGAACCUACUUCUUCAUUGGUUCCAUUUCUUCAGAAAUUUGCAGAGCCAAGAAAUAAAAAACCAUCUGUCCUGAAACUGGAGCUAAAGGAGAUCAGAGAUCAGCAAGACCUUUUAUUUCGGUUUAUGAACUUCCUGAAACAGGAAGGGGCAGUCCAUGUGCUGCAGUUCUGCCUGACUGUAGAGGAAUUCAAUGACCGAAUUUUGCGACCAGAACUGUCAGAUACUGAAAAGAUGUCUCUUCAUGAGGAAGUACAGAAAAUUUAUAAAACUUAUUGUUUGGAUGAAAGCAUUGACAAAAUUAGAUUUGACCCUUUUAUUGUGGAAGAGAUUCAAAGAAUUGCUGAAGGUCCAUAUAUGGAUGUUGUGAAACUUCAAACUAUGAGGUGUCUUUUUGAAGCUUAUGAGCAUGUACUUUCUCUACUUGAGAACGUUUUUACUCCUAUGUUCUGUCACAGUGAUGAGUACUUCAGACACCUUUUAAAAGGAGCAGAGUCACCAACACGCAAUUCAAAGUUUAACAGAAGUAGCCUGAGUUUGGAUGACUUCCGGACCACGCAGAAGAGAGGAGAAUCAUUUGGAAUCAGCAGAAUAGGCAACAAAAUAAAAGGUGUAUUCAAGAGUUCUGCGAUGGAAGGAGCUAUGUUGCCGAACUAUAACUUAAAUGAAGGAGAAGAUGACUUUAUUGAAGAAGGUGUUAUGGUGAUGGAAGAUGAUUCUCCUGAGGAGGCUGUUAGUACCCCAAAUACACCCCGUAACCUUGCUGCAUGGAAAAUUAGCAUCCCAUAUGUAGAUUUUUUUGACGAUCCCUCAUUGGAAAGAAAAGACAGAAAGGAGAGAAUUCCCGUGUUCUGCAUUGAUGUAGAGAGAAAUGAUAGAAGGGCAGUUGGGCAUGAACCUGAACACUGGUCUGUCUACAGGAGGUAUCUUGAAUUUUAUGUGCUUGAGUCGAAGCUGACGGAGUUUCACGGUACGUUUCCUGAUGCUCAGCUUCCCUCAAAGAGAAUCAUUGGCCCCAAGAACUACGAGUUCUUAAAAUCCAAGAGAGAGGAGUUUCAGGAAUAUCUGCAGAAACUUCUGCAACAUCCAGAACUAAGUAACAGCCAGCUUUUAGCUGACUUCCUGUCCCCUAAUGGAGGAGAGACUCAGUUUCUUGAUAAAAUGUUGCCUGAUGUGAAUCUUGGUAAAAUUAUAAAAUCUGUUCCAGGAAAGCUGAUGAAAGAGAAAGGUCAGCAUUUGGAGCCAUUCAUCAUGAAUUUUAUCAACUCCUGUGAAUCUCCCAAGCCUAAACCAAGUAGGCCUGAACUUACCAUUUUGAGUCCCACUUCUGAAAACAACAAGAAGCUUUUCAAUGAUUUAUUCAAGAAUAAUGCAAACCGGUCUGAGAAUACAGAAAGACGACAAAAUCAGAACUACUUCAUGGAAAUGAUGACUGUAGAAGGAGUGUAUGACUACUUAAUGUAUGUUGGUCGAGUAGUUUUCCGCAUUCCUGACUGGCUGCAUCACCUCUUGAUGGGAGGAAGAAUUCUCUUCAAAAAUACAUUGGAACUAUACACUGACUAUUACUUGCAUUAUAAGUUAGAACAGCUAUUUCAGGAGCACCGGUUGGUUUCUCUGAUAACACUGCUGAGAGAUGCUGUGUUCUGUGAGAAUACUGAACCUCGCUCUCUCCAGGAUAAACAGAAGCGAGCAAAGCAGACUUUUGAAGAAAUGAUGAGAUACAUUCCAGAUUUAAUAGGCAAGUGCAUUGGGGAAGAGGCUAAAUACGAAGGCAUCAGGCUUCUGUUUGAUGGAAUGCAGCAACCAGUGCUCAACAAACAGUUAACUUAUGUUCUGCUGGACAUUGGGAUCCAAGAACUCUUUCCAGAGCUGAGUAAGGGUUCGAAGGAAGCUAGUUCUGUGUCAUGUUGGAUGUGAAUGCAGGGACCUUGCUGGACACCCAGUAGAAACACCUGCUGUGCACUGUUGGAAUGGACAUGUGACAUUUUAACCUUGCAUUGUAUAUUUUCUUGUAAAUAGCAUAAAAUCUAAGUUCUAAAAAAAAAAAUCUCUUUAUGCAAUAAAGACAUUAAAAUUUAAUACCAAUUA
This is a messenger RNA of Balearica regulorum gibbericeps (East African grey crowned-crane), 2868 nucleotides long. The record is from RefSeq and is a predicted model, not a curated record. NCBI's taxonomy places the organism in Eukaryota, Metazoa, Chordata, Aves, Gruiformes, Gruidae.